Messenger RNA from Nannospalax galili (Upper Galilee mountains blind mole rat), 2967 nucleotides. It is a transcript of the gene Rdx, whose product is annotated as radixin. Gene Ontology annotation, biological process: positive regulation of protein localization to early endosome; regulation of cell shape; regulation of organelle assembly. The coding region runs from base 521 to 2332 and encodes 603 amino acids. Gene Ontology annotation, cellular component: apical part of cell; filopodium; plasma membrane. Gene Ontology annotation, molecular function: cell adhesion molecule binding; actin binding. The transcript is spliced from 17 exons. NCBI's taxonomy places the organism in Eukaryota, Metazoa, Chordata, Mammalia, Rodentia, Spalacidae. The record is from RefSeq and is a predicted model, not a curated record.
GGUCCGCGGUGCGCGGUGCGCGGCGCCCAGGAAGCUCUCCAAGGCCCGAAGCGCGACCCGAGCCCCGGUCGGGCGGGACCGAAGUGGUCGCGGAGGCCGCGGUGUGGGAGCUCCGGCCGCGGCCUCGCCCGCAGACCGGCAGCGGGAGGAGGGGGCGCGGGCGGGCCCCGCCUUUCCCCCCCGAGGAGGCGCCGGGCGGCCAUAUUGCCGAGCUGUCUGCGGCGGCAGCGCGUCUCCUCGCAGGCGGCCCAGCGCUCGCGCCACCGCCUCUCCGCUCACGCCCCCGCCGAACAGCGCCCCAGCCAGUCGGCGGCGGCUCGGGAAGGAGCCGUUCGCUCGGGAUCACAUUGAUCAGGAUUCCUUGUCAUGUUUGACAGUACAGAAUAAAGGUUGGAAGCAUCCUUGGGUCUUAGCACUGGAAUCUACCCUUCACUUUUGCUGUCCCUUUCCUACGAGGCAGGUGAGAACAGUUUAUAGAAGUGAAGAAUUCUUAAAGAAGGUAACAAAAAAGAAAAGGAAAAUGCCUAAACCAAUCAAUGUAAGAGUAACUACUAUGGAUGCUGAGCUAGAAUUUGCCAUUCAGCCCAAUACAACUGGCAAACAACUUUUUGAUCAGGUAGUAAAGACAGUUGGUUUACGUGAGGUGUGGUUUUUUGGGCUGCAGUAUGUAGACAGCAAAGGUUAUUCUACAUGGCUUAAAUUGAAUAAAAAGGUGACACAGCAAGAUGUUAAAAAAGAAAAUCCUUUACAGUUCAAGUUUAGAGCUAAAUUCUUUCCUGAAGAUGUUUCUGAGGAAUUAAUUCAAGAAAUAACGCAGAGACUUUUCUUCUUGCAAGUUAAAGAAGCCAUCUUAAAUGAUGAGAUAUACUGCCCACCAGAAACUGCAGUUCUUUUGGCUUCCUAUGCCGUCCAAGCCAAGUAUGGAGAUUAUAGUAAAGAGAUUCAUAAACCAGGCUAUCUGGCUAACGACAGACUCCUACCACAGCGCGUUUUGGAACAACACAAGUUGACAAAGGAGCAGUGGGAGGAGAGAAUACAGACGUGGCACGAGGAGCACAGGGGAAUGCUAAGGGAAGACUCAAUGAUGGAAUACUUGAAGAUCGCACAAGAUCUAGAAAUGUAUGGUGUUAACUAUUUUGAAAUAAAAAAUAAGAAGGGUACUGAAUUGUGGCUGGGCGUUGAUGCUUUGGGUCUGAAUAUUUAUGAACACGAUGACAAGCUAACACCUAAAAUUGGUUUUCCCUGGAGUGAAAUCAGAAAUAUUUCAUUUAAUGACAAAAAAUUUGUUAUAAAGCCAAUUGACAAAAAAGCACCUGAUUUUGUUUUUUAUGCGCCUCGACUGAGAAUCAAUAAGCGUAUUUUGGCCUUGUGUAUGGGAAACCACGAACUGUACAUGCGGAGAAGGAAACCUGACACUAUUGAAGUGCAGCAGAUGAAGGCUCAGGCUCGAGAGGAGAAGCAUCAGAAGCAGCUGGAAAGGGCACAAUUAGAGAAUGAAAAGAAGAAAAGAGAAAUUGCAGAAAAAGAGAAGGAGAGAAUAGAGCGUGAAAAGGAAGAGCUGAUGGAGCGCCUCAGGCAGAUCGAAGAGCAGACACUGAAGGCCCAGAAAGAACUGGAAGAACAGACUCGAAAAGCUCUAGAGCUGGAUCAGGAACGAAAACGAGCAAAAGAAGAAGCAGAGCGGCUGGAAAAGGAGCGUCGAGCUGCGGAGGAGGCCAAGUCCGCCAUAGCAAAGCAAGCUGCCGACCAGAUGAAGAACCAGGAGCAGCUGGCAGCAGAACUUGCUGAAUUUACUGCCAAGAUUGCACUUCUAGAAGAAGCCAAGAAGAAAAAGGAGGAGGAGGCUACUGAAUGGCAGCACAAAGCUUUUGCAGCCCAGGAAGACUUGGAAAAGACCAAAGAGGAGUUAAAAACUGUAAUGUCUGCUCCCCCACCGCCCCCUCCACCAGUCAUUCCUCCCACGGAAAACGAGCAUGAUGAGGAGGACGAGAACCACGCUGAGGCCAGCGCCGAACUGUCCAGCGAUGGGGUGAUGAACCACAGGAGCGAGGAAGAGCGUGUGACCGAAACGCAGAAAAAUGAGCGUGUGAAGAAACAGCUCCAGGCAUUAAGUUCAGAGUUAGCCCAAGCCAGAGAUGAAACCAAGAAGACCCAGAAUGAUGUUCUUCACGCCGAGAAUGUGAAAGCAGGCCGUGAUAAGUACAAGACUCUUCGACAGAUCCGACAAGGCAAUACGAAGCAGCGUAUUGAUGAGUUUGAAGCAAUGUGGGGACCCAAACUGUAUGCACUGUUCCAAAUGCGCUCUUGCCAAAGCAGCAUAAAGCAGAUGUAACAGGAUGACGUCCCCUCCCUCCCAAGAUCCCUGAUGGCUGACACGUGGUGAGCUUUCAAAUAAGAACAUACCAAGACAGCCCUGUGACCUGACCACAUACUCCCCCAAAGUUGUAUCUCCUUGGGAAAUGGAAGAACCAGGCCUCCUUCAAGAGCCAGGGCUCUUGCUAAUGGUUCUGUCUUUAUCUCUGUUUACUGUUGUUUUCCCCUUUCUUGUUAUCUCUUUCCGAAGCCCCCUUCCUUGCCUUUCCUAGGGAUAGACCUUAGGAAGAUGGACCAGGACUUGGGAUAUCUGCAUUGCACCCUGCAGUCCUGAGUCGGCAACCACUGCACCUGUCUUCAAGACACCAUUCUUCCAAACAGACGCUGGAAGGCAUUAGCUUCUAGAAAUUCACUUUUUUUUUUUCUGCAUGACUAGCUCAUAAGGUGGAAUCUGUGGAGAGCAUUUUCAAGAAUUUUCCAUUUAAAAAAAAUGUGACUUAUCUUUGGCUUUGAUCUGAGCGCAAACUCAGUGGUGUGCAGCUCUUUUUGUGUCUGUUUCCAUGGACUCUGCAGAAAUUGAGGUGACAUACCCCUUCUGUCUGGGCUGUUUGUAUAAUUGUACAUAAAUGUAGCAAUAAAUAUAUUCUAACAUCA